UACUGUUCCAGGUAUUCGACACCUGCCCUUCAUUCACAAUCCAAAUUACCCCCAAACGCUGUUUAUAAACACAGCGAAGUACCCCCCACAACCAAACACCUUAACCCCCGCCAAAAUGAGCAGCUUCGCCACCUUUUACACAGCCUGGAGCGACCAACUCCAGCAACUUCUCCGGAAGCUCUGUUCGGCCCCGAAACCACCCACCACACAAGACCAGCUUCACCACUUGAACCACCUUGUCAGCAAGCUCCUCUCCCACUACUCGGAGUACUACAGAGUCAAAGCCGCUGCCGCCGAACGCGACGUCCUCGACAUUUUCGCCGCUCCAUGGGCUUCCUCUUUCGAGAAAAGCCUCCAUUGGAUUGCCGGGUGGAGGCCGACCACGGUUUUCCAUUUGGUUUACACCGAGUCCAGUAUUCUGUUCGAAUCCCACAUCGUCGAUAUCCUUCGUGGGGUUCGAACCGGUGAUCUCGGUGACCUCUCACCUACACAGUUCAGGCGAGUGAGCGAGUUACAGUGCGAGACGGUGAAGGAAGAGAAUGCAAUUACGGAUGAAUUAUCCGAGUGGCAGCACGGUGUGAGCGAUCUUAUGGGAGCAUCCACCGACGUCGAUCAAAUGAUCGGACGGCUGGUAACAGUCGUUUGGAAGGCCGAUGAUCUACGGUUAAGAACGCUGAAGAGAGUGGUGGAGUUGUUGACCCCACAACAAGCUAUAGAGUUCCUGAUUGCCGCGGCCGAGUUACAGUUGGGGAUCAGAGAGUGGGGGAUGGAUCAGGACCGUCAAUGCAACUAUUGAACAAGUGAUUUAGGAUUUGGAUGGUGAUUAGAGUGUCGUUGAUGAUAGCAAUUUGGUAAUUAUGGUUUGUUCUUUUUUUUGGUGGGUUUUCUUUUAGCCCUA
Molecule: messenger RNA, 898 nt
Organism: Hibiscus syriacus
Lineage: Eukaryota; Viridiplantae; Streptophyta; Magnoliopsida; Malvales; Malvaceae
Product: protein DOG1-like 4
Exons: 2
Coding region: 116-796 (226 amino acids)
Biological process (GO): DNA-templated transcription
Molecular function (GO): sequence-specific DNA binding
Source: RefSeq, a predicted model, not a curated record